Molecule: messenger RNA, 5204 nt
Organism: Myxocyprinus asiaticus (Chinese sucker)
Lineage: Eukaryota; Metazoa; Chordata; Actinopteri; Cypriniformes; Catostomidae
Product: ubiquitin-associated and SH3 domain-containing protein B-like
Exons: 14
Coding region: 383-2308 (641 amino acids)
Molecular function (GO): protein binding
Source: RefSeq, a predicted model, not a curated record
UGUUACAACAUUUCUACCUAUACAUUCAGCCGCGAGAGGCCCAGGCUGACAACAUUACUUCCCGUCGCAGACAGUAAAAGCGAUGGUUGCCGAUACGUGGAGCAAAUGUGAUUGACUUCCGACUGUUGACCCCUUUCUCCAUCUGUAAUGACAUGAGCGCUCCAGCAGGAAGCUCAAAUCAUUUUGUGUUUAGAAACAUCGCAGCGCGUGCGUCAAGACUUACGACUGUCCGACUGAGGGGACUAAUGGAUCAUUUUUGAAUAAGCAGUUACUGUAGGUUGUAGCGCUUGGUUUGAUGUUUUAAAUGUGUGCCGUGUCCGUAGUUUUGGGCGUAUCAAAAGUAAGCAAAUCUCUGGUUUGAAGCCAAAUGGAAAGCUGAACCAUGGCAGCAAAAGAUGACCUAUAUGCCAAAGUCGCUCCACGGAUGCAGCGACAAAACCGGCCAGGAACUGUCAAACAUGGAAGUAGUCUGGACGUUUUGCUGUCAAUGGGCUUCCCUAAAACCAGGGCGCUUAAAGCUCUGGUUUCAACUGGGGGCAGAAAUGUACAAGCAGCCUGUGACUGGUUGUUCUCCCAUGUAGAUGACCCAUUCCUAGAUGAUCCUUUACCUAGGGAGUAUGUGCUGUACCUGAAACCCAGCGGCCCUCUCCUCAACCAGCUCUCCAACUUCUGGCAACAGAGUCGCAUCACCUGUGGCAAGAACAAAGCCCACAAUAUCUUUCCUCACAUAACCCUCUGCCAGUUCUUCAUGUGUGCAGACAGUAAGGUAGAUUCCCUCUGUGAAGCUCUGCAGACGGUGGUAAGCCAGUGGAGAGGUCGUUUUCCUUCCCCCCUCCCCCUGGAGUUCUACUCUUCCUCUAACUUCAUCGGCCUCUUUGUGGAAGAGAAGGUGGCCGAGGUGAUCAAGAACUUUGCUGCAGACUUUGCCACAGAGGCAGCUUCCAAAGCAGAUGUUCAUGUGGAGCCCCAUAAAAAACAGCUCCAUGUAACUCUGGCGUACCACUUUCAAUCAAAUCAUCUUGCAUCGUUAGAGAAACUUGCCAAAGGCGUAGACAUAACCCUGGGCUGUGAUUGGCAAGCUGUACUCUUUUCACGGGACAUCCGAUUUGCCAAUCAUGAGACCCUGCGGGUGAUGUACCCUUAUGUGCCUCAGAAUGAUGAUGAACUGGAGCUGGUGCCUGGUGACUUUAUCUUCAUGUCGUCCUUAGAACAGGCCACAGCAAGUGAGGGCUGGGUCUACGGGACCUCUAUGAGUACAGGGUUAUCUGGACUACUGCCAGAAAAUUAUGUCAAUCGGGCAGACGAGUGUGACACUUGGGUCUUUCAUGGAUCUUUUUCUUUCCUUAAUGGAACCUCCCCUUCCAAUAGCAGGGGUGCAGUUGGUGGAUUGUUUCUUGACACACACUUCGAUGGCCGUGAUGACCCCAUCUCAAUGGAUCCACUCACUCUUAGUGUCAUAUGUCAGCCUAUGCAGAUGCUACGACCCAAUCAAUCUCGAUUGCCUAAGAGAACGUUGUUUGUUUGUCGCCAUGGUGAGAGAAUGGAUGUAGUUUUUGGGAAACACUGGAUCAAUCAGUGCUUUGAUGCCAAAGGUCGGUAUGUGCGGUCUAACCUCAAUAUGCCGCCGAGUCUGCCAGCGAGGAGUGGAGGGUACAGGGACUAUGAUAAGGACUGCCCUAUCACUGUGUUUGGAUCCACGCAAGCUCGUCUAGUUGGGGAGGCCCUGCUGGAGAGUCAUACAGUGGUAGAUUUUGUGUAUUGUUCUCCAUCUCUGCGCUGCGUGCAAACAGCCUAUAAUAUCCUUAGAGGUCUUCAACAGGAUGCAAAGACUAAGAUCAGAGUUGAGCCAGGUCUGUUUGAGUGGACUAAAUGGGUAUCAGGAACCUCGUUACCUGCUUGGAUCCCCCCUGCAGACUUGGCAGCUGCUAACCUCAGUGUGGACACAACAUACAGACCUCAUAUACCGAUCAGUAAACUGGCCGUGUCGGAGUCCUAUGAAACAUACAUCAGCCGCAGCUUCCAAGUGACACGUGAAAUACUGUCAGAGUGCAAUAAUCUGGGAAAUACAGUGCUGAUUGUGGCCCAUGCUUCCUCUCUGGAGGCGUGUACUAGGCAGAUACAGGGACUCACUCCACAGAACUCUAAAGACUUUGUGCAAGUGGUCAGAAAGAUACCUUACUUGGGCUUUUGUGCCUGUGAGGAGAUGGGUGAGACAGGUGUGUGGCAGCUUGUGGACCCUCCAAUCCUGCCACUCACCCAUGGACCCAAUCACAGCUUUAACUGGAGGGAAACGCUGCUGCAGGACUGAGAGUCUCUGCAACUUUAAUUGCUUUUCCUCCAAAGACAGUGACGUGCUAAAAGUCACACAUCUAUUUCACAUCAUCACAGACCUGCAUCAUAGCACUAUAAAAAGAUCAUGCUUCCAUAGCCAAGUUCUUGCACUGCUGCAGUACACCUCAGUACACCUAGACUCUAUGUCUUAAUAUAUAAGAGCAGUAAUAUUUGUGAAAUGCUCCCGUAAUGUGCUCUAACACCAUUUGCAGGCCUACAUACAUGGUCAAGGAUGAAACAUCAAAGUUAAAUGCUGCAGUAGGUUAUUUCAGAGUUGAGCUUAACGCUUGCGUCCAAUUGUAUCCAAAACAUAACGAAAAUCUAAGAGCUUCAUAGACACGAACAUAUGGCAUACACAGGAUGUCAUGCUUGGUGAUAAACUCAGGUUUCUGCCUCCCUGAGGAGGAAAUUGUGCGCAAAGUUGCGUCAGAUUUGAUGAGUCAUCAUUCAAAACUUGCAAAAUGGACGCCACUGGACUUGGAUGGGUCUCCGCACCCUUUGUAAUCUCCAUUUAACAACACAUGACUUCUCCCUAUUACACUGUGAACAAAGUAGACAUGCACAACCUCUUGCAUCAAGAAUAAGAUCCCCUCAGAUCUGCUACAAGCCCACAAACCAACCUCCUGAAAGCACAUGAGAAUAAUUUGGCAAUCAGACAGACUGAGACAAAGCAGCUUUAAAGUAGUUUAAAAAUGGAUUUGGAGGACAGCACAUUUGUCCUGUGCCUUGCUGUCAUGCUGCUAUUAUUAAACACUUUGGAACUAUAGGACACUUUGGGAGGACUGUUAGUUAGGGCUUAUUUGGAUACAGGUUUUGCAUGUAGGGUUUCUUUUGCAAAAUGGAUGAUUAUAAGCCCUGGAAGGCAUCAUCAAACUUUCAAAGAUAGUGCCACAAAUGGUUACAACUUCUUAAGAACCAUUUUACUAACAGCAGCUUGAACAGUUAAACAGGAACGUAUUGCUAUGGGCAAGUAAGAAAACUUUACUUUCCGAGCACUUGAAAAUUGCACCAAACAGGAAAGAAUGCUUCAACAAUGUAAAGAAUUGUACAUUAAUGCAUUACAUGUCUGUAUAUACUAAGUAGCAUACUGUAGUAAAAAACAUUUGAUGUGUUUCACCCUUAAAUGGAAGAUUUAAAACUGCAUUUAUUUAUGUAUCCAUAAGAUAGUUGUAAAGAUAAUAUGUUGGUGCUUCAGAUUUGUUUUUUAAUUAUUUCCUUUUAUUGAAAUAGAGAAAUCAAGCCAUAGCAAAUGACAAUAUAAACCACUAUACAAUGCAGUGUUUCUCUCCACUCCACACAUUACAUAUCUAUUACUGUUAUAUGCCAUCUGUAUUGCCUGAUCCUCACAAUCAUUUUAGCCCACAUAUGGUUUGCCAUGUAAUGAUGACAGUGAGGUGUGCAAUACACUGCAUAAGCAAAAGAGGUUUAUGGGAUUUUGUUUAAAUCAUAUUUCAAGAUGUGUUGAUUUAGUGCAUCUACUUAUAAAGUUUAUAAAGGUAUGCUGUCAUACAAUUGGACAUUAUGCUGGACCAAACAUGCCAAGGAUGUGGGAUCAAGGUUAGAUCUGUCAUAUGUUCAAAACAGAUGUAUGAAUCUGCAGUAGACUUGUUAUUAUUAUUAUUUGUUUUUAUUUCUUGCGUAAAUGGUUUAUGUCAGGGGAAGAAUCUUGGAACAAUUAAAACAUUUCAGAGUCCAGGGAGUCUAAAACAAAUCUCUCUUCAUUAAGUUGCUGUUUUCCAGUUACAUAACCUUCCAGCACAGAUGACUUUAUGAAGAUUCUUAACUAGACAUAUUUAAAGUUUAGCUACCUGAAACCCAGUGUAAAUGUGUUUGUGUUUGGCAUGGUUGAGUGUUUGUUCAUGAGCCAGAAGAUAAAAAUGCUAUUCUCCUACAAAAAUAAUUACCUUAUUAAAUAACCUGUGUCUAACAUACAACAUGUCUACCGUGAAUAGAUCAUCAUUCUUCCAAAACUGCGCCAGCAACACACAACCCGCUUAUCAGUGUGCAUUACCACGGAGGACUGAACAAAUACAGCUUGACAACUAGUGAUCAAUACAGUGAUUUACCCAGUAAAUAGAGGUAAUAUUGUAUAUAAUCUCUAUAUUGUAAAUAAUAAGCACUUCAUGCUUUCAGAAACAUGCUAUAUGUGCAGCUUCUUCUGACUGUUUGAAAAGGAAGAACCAGGUACUCUGAGCAAAAGUGCUUCAUUGAUAUUUUUCUUCUUCUGAGGAACAGAAUGAAUUAUUGUUUUCUCGUGCUCUUAGGGACUUAAAACAUACUCAGUUUUAGCAAUGAGGGUUUGUCCUGUUGCUCUGCAGACUGAUGACGUUGUGUAAUUUUAUAAACUGUUGGAAGACUUACUAAUCAAUUACUGAGGCAAUGAAUGAAUAAAGGAUAUGGGAAAAUAAGGGUAAAAACCAGAGUAUUACAGAUUGCAAUUUUAGUAUAUUAUUGUUAUAAUUAUUAUUAGCCUGUUAUUUUUGGUCCUCCCUGAAAUCUUUCCUUUUUAUUUUUAAUAUGAAUUUCUGCUCUUAUUCAUGUCAUUUGAUUUAUUUAAGGUUAUUGAAGUUCAGUCUUGAGGCAUUUUAUCAGCAUAAACAUUAUCCCUGCUUGUACAAGUAAAUGCUAAUUUCAUCUCUUCAUGGUAAAAGUUUGUACAUGAAAUGACUGCACAAAACACAAGCUAUAGUUCAGUUCUCAAAGUAUUUGAAUUUGUGUUUGAGUUUACUUUAAGAGUGCACUCUAAAAAAAGAUUCCGAAAGCAUGUGACAUUCUGCCAAGAAAAAUGAAAUAUGGUUGUUGACAUUUAUUUUAAGACUUAAUGCUUAAUGUUAGUAAAGCAUGUUUGCAAAUAAAUCUUUUGUCAUCCUGCA